AAAAAUAUAAAAAUAUUUAGAUUCUUCAAAAUACCCAGAAUAUCCCCACAUAUACAAGAAACAUCCAUAUAUCACUCCGCAAACUGCCACCAAAAACUCCAUCACCGUCUCUUUGAACAUUUUACGCAUUUUGGCCUCUUGACGGAGCCUCCAACGUCCCUCUGCAAACAACAGUACAUACAAAUCUCUCUGUCUAUUUUCGCCUUUUCUCUCUUGAUCUGGGAAUAGCGACAAAAAUGCAGAGCUCAGCUAUUUCAUUUUCACCAUCUCUUUCACUCUCGACCCGCCCCCGCAAGCUUCCUGUUCAAGGGUUCAAACCCCUUUCUGUCCCGUCCCCGGUAAGCCGCCAUUUUAGCUAUGGUUCCGCCGUUUUUUCACCGGCCGGAAAGAGGAGCCCGAUUAGCUGCUCCCUGAAGCAGAGCGGGUGGUUUCCCGGGAUUCCAGAGCCCGAAUCUGAUCGGGUUGUGCCUCGGGCCUCGUCGGAGACCGUGGGUCCGGAGGAGAGCCCGAAAUCAAAGGGCAUGAGGGAUACUUUGGUGCUCGGGUCGCUUUUCGGGCUUUGGUACCUGUUUAAUAUCUACUUUAAUAUUUACAACAAGCAGGUUCUGAAGGCUUUUCACUACCCAAUGACUGUCACUCUUGUCCAAUUUGCUGUCGGUAGUGUGCUUGUGACUCUAAUGUGGACAUUAAACCUCUACAAACGUCCUAAAAUCAGUGGAGCACAGCUUGUUGCUAUUCUUCCAUUGGCAUUGGUGCAUACCUUAGGCAACCUCUUCACAAACAUGAGUCUUGGGAAAGUUGCUGUUUCGUUCACUCACACAAUUAAAGCUAUGGAGCCCUUCUUUUCAGUUGUUCUAUCUGCCAUGUUUCUCGGGGAGGAGUCACUGGACAACAUUACUCUCUUCUCCAUAAUUACUAUCAUGUCUUUCUUCCUAAUGGCCCCUACUGCCAUUUUCAUGGAAGGCAUCAAGUUUACACCCUCAUAUCUUCAGGCUGCUGGAGUGAAUGUCAACCAGCUUUACACAAGAUCACUCCUAGCUGCCCUCUGUUUCCAUGCAUAUCAGCAGGUCUCUUACAUGAUAUUGCAGCGUGUAUCCCCUGUUACUCACUCUGUUGGGAACUGUGUUAAGCGGGUAGUGGUGAUUGUCACGUCUGUUCUCUUCUUCCGAACACCCGUUUCGCCUAUCAACUCUUUAGGCACCGGAAUAGCCCUUGCUGGAGUAUUCUUGUACUCGAGAGUGAAGCGAAUCAAGCCAAAGCCUAAGACUGCUUAAGAGUUGUGAUUUCGAAGACAAUUUUGCUGAUGAUUCUUAUUUCUUAUGUUAGACUAGAAAAUGGUUGUGAACUUGUUGUAUGCUAAGUCAGGAUGAAAUUUUUUCUUGGUUGUCAGUUCCUUUAUGUAGUGUGCGCCUUUUUCCCUUUCGCUAAUAUAUUUUAGAUUCAAAAUGUGACGGGUCAGAUUAUGAUCAUUUUUGGUUGUAGGCAAUUGUUCACUUGUUAAACGAACUUGCGUAGGUUAUAUUUUGCCUUCACUUAUGACAGGCAAAAAUGCAUAUUUUAUCGUUCAGUUGAACUCGAAAUUACAACCGGUAAUUGUAAUUUUUUUGGGAAUA
This is a messenger RNA of Striga asiatica, 1613 nucleotides long. The record is from the annotation of a GenBank genome assembly. Lineage: Eukaryota; Viridiplantae; Streptophyta; Magnoliopsida; Lamiales; Orobanchaceae.